Coregonus sp. 'balchen' is the source of this 1802-nucleotide messenger RNA. The record is from the annotation of a GenBank genome assembly. NCBI's taxonomy places the organism in Eukaryota, Metazoa, Chordata, Actinopteri, Salmoniformes, Salmonidae.
AUGUCCGCUAUCCAGAACCUCCAAACUUUCGGUAAGACAUUUCAACCAUCUCAGCUAACGACGUGUGAAUGUAAGUGGGGGAAUGGCGGUUGGUAACGUUACAACAAAAUAUUACGUUUGGUUUUAAUAAUAAAUUGUUAAUAAAUGUCUAAAACAUCUGGUUAGUUAUAUCGAGAACAUUCCCUCCCGAUUACAAAUAAGUUAAUAGCAUGCCAGGUUUUUUUUGUAGUUAACGUUGACCAGCAAGACCGGCAACACCUAUCAGACUUCAACCAGGCCGAAGUUAAUUUCCUUGGCUAACGUUAGGUCACAACACGGAUUUGUAGCCGAUAUAGAAAACUAGUCUGUAUUAUGGACACAAUAAUCAAUGUACAUUACCGAUUCCGGUUAACAAGUGGUUACUGCCGGUUGUCUUUCUGUCCAAUUUCCAUGUAGUAAUUUGCUGACAAGCAUCUGAGGAGCGUUUUGCUUAGGCCUGAUUUGCUGACUAGGCCUAGGCCUGAUUUGCUGACUAGGCGUCCGCCAAAAUAUAAUAUAAUAAUAUGCCAUUUAGCAGACGCUUUUAUCCAAAGCGACUUACAGUUAUGCGUGCAUACAUUUUUGUGUAUGGGUGGUCCCGGGGAUCGAACCCACUACCUUGGCGUUACAAGCACCGUGCUCUACCAGCUGAGCUACAGAGGACCACAUGUAACUACACAUAACUGUCCCCAAGUUAAUCAAAUCACAUUUUAUUUGUCACAUGCGCUGAAUACAACAGGUACAGUGAAAUGCUUACUUACAAGCCCUUAACCAACAAUGAGGUUUUAAGAAAGAAUACCAAAAAUAAUACGAAAUAAAAAUAAUAUGAAAUAAAAGUAACAAAUAAUUAAAGGACAUAAUAUAGUUGGUUCAGAGUUCGUUUUGAUAUUUCAACCUGUGUGUCCUGAUCGUGUCUGGUGUGGGAGGGAAAGAUCAACAUGCGCGCGAUGACGCACGCGUGCUGUCUGGUCAGCAUGUAAGACUCAUGGAUAGGACAUUACAUCACCAGUUCAUCGGCCUGGAUCUUUUGUUAUCUAGGUCAAACAAAACAGUGCCAUCUUAGCUAUCGCUUUAUGUUGCUUCCUUGUAAUUUUGUUUUGAACUUUAUUUGUGUCUUAAGUAUUUGUUUUUAAAUAGUAUUGUUCUUCCCACAGACCCCUUUGCUGAUGCAACUAAGGGUAAUGACAGGCUCCCAUCUGGGACUGACGACUACAUCCACAUAAGAAUCCAGCAGCGUAACGGCAGGAAGACUCUGACCACGGUCCAGGGCAUAGCCAUCGACUAUGAUAAGAAGAAGCUAGUCAAGGCCUUUAAGAAGGUAUGUUAUGGCAGGGAGUUGAGACAAAGACACUAGCUGGUAUACUAAGAAAGGUCCAUGUUUUGUUCUACAGGCCUUUUGACUAGUUCUGCUUUGUCAACAGAAAUUUGCCUGCAAUGGGACAGUGAUUGAGCACCCAGAGUAUGGUGAAGUGAUUCAGCUGCAAGGUGACCAGCGCAAGAAUAUCUGCACAUUUCUAAUUGAGGUAGGUUUGACUCCUGUCCCUGCUAUAGCACAUUGCACCCAGCAUAUACUCCACACUUGUGUGUACUAAGUGGUCAUCUGUCAUGGCCCCUACAGAAGGCUCCCAUAGAAAAGCGCCUGUUUGUAAACAGUCCAGCUGCUAUGGUAGUAAAGGUUUUGUGACUGGAGUGCAAAGUUCCUUUGUGUAAUGUCUCUUCUCCCCUCAUCCCACUUCCAGAUUGGCCUGGCUAAAGAGGAGCAGCUCAAGGUCCACGGAUUCUAG